Nothobranchius furzeri (turquoise killifish) is the source of this 2189-nucleotide messenger RNA. It is a transcript of the gene nkain5, whose product is annotated as sodium/potassium transporting ATPase interacting 5. Lineage: Eukaryota; Metazoa; Chordata; Actinopteri; Cyprinodontiformes; Nothobranchiidae. The record is from RefSeq and is a predicted model, not a curated record. Gene Ontology annotation, biological process: regulation of sodium ion transport.
ACAGCCCACUGUGUUGUCCUCUAGAGGUAACGUGGACUCUGUGUUUCCAUCUUGUGUUUGGGAGUGAAUUUUAAACGGCAAAUAUUUGAUUUUGUGCGUUUGAGCAGAUAUUGGCUCUCUGCAUCUCCUCGUCGUCAUCAGACUAACCAGAGGAGAGGAAGAUGGGGUGCUGCUCUGGACGAUGCUUACUGAUCCUCCUGUGUUGUGUGCAGUUGAUCACCGCGGUGGAGAGACAGGUGUUGGACUUCCUGGGCUACCAGUGGGUUCCCAUCAUGAUCAACUUCUUCUACAUCAUCAUGGUCAUCCUGGGCCUAUUUGGUGCCAUCCAGUACAGAACACGUUACAUUCUCGUGUACCAGCUUUGGUCGGUGUUGUGGAUCGGCUGGAACGUCUUUGUGAGCUGUCUCUACCUGGAUUUGGGAGGACUUUCAAAGGACAGCCACAUUCUCUCCCUGGGAGUGUCAUCACAUCACUCCUGGUGGAAGGACAACGGGCCAGGAUGUCAGGGUGAGAGCUUUCUCUCUGAUGGGUGGCAGAACCCCCAGAAUCCAGAGCUGACCACAGUACCCAGCUGCUGGUUGGAAUACCAGUACAUAGAAGUCCUGCACUGCACUGUCCAGCUUCUCAUCUCACUCUUGGGAUUGGUUUAUUCCUGCUAUGUUGUUGGCAUGUUUUCGGAGGUGGAGGAUAGCUAUUAUAAAUGACCACAAGGCAAAGUGUUGGGAAGGAGCGGAGAAGAAACCAGCAGAGCAGGACCUCAUCGUCACCACGUUGGUUCUGAACCAUUGUUGCUUUCGCUGACCCAAGUGUCACACUGAACACUGAGUUACAGGUCUCAGACUAAAUCAGGUGUUGAUCCACAUGAGUUUACUCAGAACCUCUGAAGUCGGCGGAGAUCAGCACCAAUUCUUUGUUUCAUAGCAGAGUGUAAUGGGCUUUUGCCACCACUAGAUGGAGGUAAACAUGUCCACUCAUUAUGACGCUUCCUCACAUUCAACCCUCACCAAGGAUGAUAUGUUUGCUAUUGGUGUAUAGACAUACUCACACAUAUAAGUAUUGUGCAAAAUUGUGUGUGUGUGUGUGUGUGUGUGUGUGUGUGUGUGUGUGUGUGUGUGUGUGUGUGUGUGUGUGUGUGUGUGUGUGUGUGUGUGUGUGUGUGUGUGUGUGUGUGUGUGUGUGUGUGUGUGUGACUGCACAGGUGCAGUUUCUGUGCUACUAUGUGUGGAUCACUAGAGCAGCAGCAGACCUGCUGAUCUUUACAAAAAAUAAAGUUUAAUUAUCAAACACUUAUAUUACCUGCAAAAUGAGCUGUAUUUCAGGUUGCACUGGAUGUGAAUGCUUGUGUAAUUUUGUUUAAGAAAAAAAAACUGUGUUUAGAAGAAUUCCGAUAAAAGUGUUUCUUCUUAAAUGAGUAUUUUCCUUUACUAAUCCAGAUUCAUCUUCUCCUUCAAAUCCUCCUCCUUCUCCAUCAUAUAAUUAUAGUUCCUAAAAUGUUUACCAAAAUUAUUUAAAUUUUGUAAAGCUUCACUAAGACAAGGAGGCUCAAAUACUCCAUUCUAAAUGGCUAAAAUGAAAACAAAAUGUUACAAAAUACAGCCACUGGACGGCAGCAACUUCACAUCUUCCCUUUAUUCCUUACUAUAGUUGGAAAUAUAGUCCUGUUCUGUUUAUUGCCAGCAUAGAACUCAAAAUUGUCAUUAAAGUAAUUGUGUUUAGAAGAAAUUAGAUAGUCUUUCUACUAAGGAAGUCUUUUAUCUUUGUGUGACAGUGUGAGCAUCAUGUCACAAUGUCCUGAUUAAUCCAGGUUCAUCUCCUUCAAAUCCUCCUCAUUCUCCUUCAUAAUAUUAUAAUUCCCAAAAUGUUUAUUAAAAAGAUUAAGAUUUUUUAAGCUUCAUUAAGACAAGGAGGCUAAAAUGUUCUAUUCUAAAUGGCUAAAAUGACAUGGAUGCAGGCUACGCAGUGGUUAGAGCGGUUGCCUUGCAUCAAGGACGUCCUGGGUUCGCUUCCUGGCCUGGGAUCUUUCUGCAUGGAGUUUGCAUUUUCUCCCUGUGCAUGCGUGGGUUCUCUCCGGGUACUCCGGCUUCCUCCCACAGUCCAAAAACAUGACUGUCUAUCUAUCUAUCUAUCUAUCUAUCUAUCUAUCUAUCUAUCUAUCUAUCUAUCUAUCUAUCUAUCUAUCUAUCUAUCUA